AAUGAAAAUGAAAAUGAAAAUGGUUUUGUGACCGCAAGGACCCUAUCCGACCCAAUAACAGGGCGAAUUCAACACAGAACCCAACUGAGAGUGAAAGAGAGACAUGGCUUCUUCACUGUCCUCCGUCAUCAACCAACCUCACAUAGCUCAGCGCUUCAAACUUCAUCGCCCAUCUUCUUUUGCCACUUUCACAAUCUUCCACCAUAAACGCAAACACAAACACCAGUACAAUGUUUUUUCUCCACACCCAUAUACCUCAUCGCCACGCUCUCGCCCUCUCAAUCUCAUCAUCGCUUCCAGAACCUUCUCUCAUUCCACCACUCUCCGCCACCAUUUCAUCCCUCAAGCCACGCUCACUGCUUCCGAAGCUCAACCCCGCCUUGUGCCAGAUGCUGAAGUUCCUCCAACUGGUCGAAUAUAUCAUGAGACUUAUGGAUGUCAAAUGAACGUUAAUGAUAUGGAGAUCGUUCUUUCUAUAAUGAAAAAAGCCGGUUACAGUGAAAUUGUGAGUGUUCCCGAGAGUGCAGAAAUAAUAUUCAUCAAUACCUGUGCCAUUAGAGAAAACGCAGAACAGAAAGUAUGGCAGAGGCUUAAUUACUUUUGGUUUCUUAAGAGGCAUUGGAAGAGCAAUGUUGCCACUGGAAGAGCAGAGUCUCUGCGCCCUCCCAAAGUAGUGGUUUUGGGAUGUAUGGCUGAGAGGUUAAAGGAGAAGAUACUUGAUUCAGAUAAAAUGGUUGAUGUGGUAUGCGGGCCUGAUGCUUAUAGGGAUUUGCCGCGCUUACUUGAGGAGGUUGACUAUGGUCAGAAAGGGAUCAAUACUCUCCUUUCACUUGAGGAGACUUAUGCUGAUAUUAAUCCUGUUAGAAUCUCCAAGAACUCGGUUACUGCAUUUGUCUCAGUGAUGAGAGGUUGCAAUAAUAUGUGCUCGUUUUGUAUUGUUCCUUUCACCAGAGGCAGAGAGAGAUCACGUCCGGUGGAGUCCAUUGUGAGAGAGGUAGCGGAACUUUGGAAAGAGGGUGUUAAGGAGGUAACGCUUCUUGGCCAAAAUGUGAACAGCUACAACGAUGCAUCUGGGAGUGAGAUAGAGGUUGAAUCGGGGUCGAAUUGGCAACUUAGUGAAGGGUUUUCUAGUAUGGCUAAGGUAAAAAAAAUGGGCUUAAGAUUUUCUGAUCUACUGGAUCGAUUGUCCUCAGAAUUUCCUGAGAUGCGAUUCAGAUUCACUUCUCCACACCCUAAGGAUUUUCCAGAUGAGUUGCUUUAUCUAAUGCGAGACAGACAUAAUAUAUGCAAACUGAUACAUUUACCUGCACAAACUGGAAGUAGCAAAGUGCUGGAGAGAAUGAGAAGAGGAUAUACCCGAGAGGCUUACUUGGAACUUGUGCAAAAGAUCCGGAGUAUUAUUCCAGAUGUGGCUUUGAGCAGUGAUUUCAUUUGUGGAUUUUGUGGAGAAACAGAGGAGGAACACUCUGAGACGUUGACUCUGGUAAAUGCUGUUAGUUAUGAUAUGGCAUUCAUGUUUGCUUAUAGCAUGAGGGAGAAAACUCAUGCCCACAGAAAUUAUGUUGAUGAUGUUCCUGAGGAAAUUAAACAGAGGAGGCUGGCUGAACUAAUUGAGACUUUCCGCGAGAGCACAGGGAAGUGUUUUGACUCUCAGAUUGGAACCACACAGCUUGUGUUAGUGGAAGGACCCAAUAAAAGAGCUCCACAUACUGAGCUUAUGGGCAAGAGUGACAAGGGUCAUCGUGUGUUGUUUCUCAACAUGCCAAUCACAGAUAGAGAAGACGUUAAUACAAAGCGAAAUCCUGUGGUUGGUGAUUAUGUUGAAGUCCGCAUAACAAGAUCUACGAGGGCAUCACUCUUCGGUGAAGCACUUGCUAUAACUAAACUAACCUCAUUUUACGAUAAUCUGGAUAAAGAAGCUGUUGCAUGCAGCGUGUAGAACCUUCAAGCUUAAAUAGCAUGACAAUUUUUUUAUAUAGUUCUUCAUUAAUUGCUUUUUCCCUUGUUUCAUUCCUUACACAACAUGGCAACACAAUUCAUAGAAGACACUACAAGGGACUGAAUCAGCUGGAUCACGAUCAUGUAUUCUUUCUUCAUCCUCUCUUCACAUUAAAAGUUUCGAGUCUGCAUUAAAAUAUACACUAUGGAUUAUCCUACUUAUCAUGGCAGUUUGGCUCUGUUAUGUUUUGGAGCUCCAUUGGGAAAGUGAUUUAAGUGAAAA
Vigna angularis (adzuki bean) is the source of this 2221-nucleotide messenger RNA. RefSeq names its product CDK5RAP1-like protein. Bases 104 to 1939 code for a protein of 611 amino acids. The transcript has 3 exons. Gene Ontology annotation, molecular function: 4 iron, 4 sulfur cluster binding; tRNA-2-methylthio-N(6)-dimethylallyladenosine(37) synthase activity. NCBI's taxonomy places the organism in Eukaryota, Viridiplantae, Streptophyta, Magnoliopsida, Fabales, Fabaceae. Gene Ontology annotation, biological process: tRNA modification; negative regulation of cyclin-dependent protein serine/threonine kinase activity. The record is from RefSeq and is a predicted model, not a curated record. Gene Ontology annotation, cellular component: mitochondrion; cytosol.